Messenger RNA from Megalobrama amblycephala (Wuchang bream), 4543 nucleotides. RefSeq lists its product as uncharacterized. The transcript is spliced from 2 exons. The record is from RefSeq and is a predicted model, not a curated record. NCBI's taxonomy places the organism in Eukaryota, Metazoa, Chordata, Actinopteri, Cypriniformes, Xenocyprididae. The coding region runs from base 73 to 846 and encodes 257 amino acids.
CGCCCACGUGUUUUCAGAGAGUGAGUGAGUUUUCCGGCUUAUGUGUUGUUCCACAGCAGGAAGUUUUAAUAUAUGACGGUUUUCAAGAGGUACAGGACCAUGAAGGAAACAUUAAAUGAAUUGUCCCAGCUGAGAGACUCUAGGUUCGGUCAACCCUGGCCCAGACACGGACUCAAACUCCUCUACUGGUUCGCCAAUGACUGUGUUUCUUUUGGUAAUGAAAAUAUCAUGAUCUCUGAAUGUGACCCAGCUGACGGAGACUUUGGUUUUCACCAUUUUGAGAACAGAUAUGACGAAAAUGGGGAUAAACUGCUUCCAGACAUAGACUUCCCUUACUAUGUGGUUGGCAAUCUAAAUUCACCAGGAGCUGAAGAACUUCCUGAUUAUGUCUCAGAAGACAAUUCUCCUGACCUUCACAACAGCAACACAGACCGGAUUAUUGUCAGUCUCUAUGAUGAGGAGUGGUUUCAGAGAGUUUAUGUGACUCAACACCAUGACCGAUCAAACUACGAUCCAAACGCCACUUACCCAAUCUCCAGAGGCCUUCUCAUGAUCAUCAGGAGGAUGAGUUUAGAGCACUUUAUGGAGGAAAUGGGUUAUUAUACAUACAUACAGCCUUUCAACCCAAUGCCUGUCAUCAAUUACAAUCCUCAAACUACAAACACAUUCAGUCUAGAUUUAUCUGCGGUCACUCCAUCAUCCAGUGAUUCAGAUGACAGCGAGUCUCCUGAAACACAGAACAAUGACACCAAAAUCCAGAUGGAUGAUGACACACCUUCAUUCAACUCCUCAGAGAACUUACACAAGAAGAUGGGAUUUUGGGAAAGUAUCUGCACCAUACUUUAAAACAAAAUAUUGUACACUGCAGCAGUCAAAUGCUUUGGAAAUUCUCCACAAGGUGUGUGUUCAAAUGAUUUUGAUUGGACUCAUUAGACAUUUUCAUGUCUCUUUCCCUUGCCAACAAAGACAGAAGCAAAUAAUGAACAUUAACAUAGUUUUAACUCUCUUGCCACCACAAAGAUUGAUGGUAAAUUAAAUUUGGUCUCAUCAGAACAUUCUUCAACAAGGGAACACAACAACUGAAUUGUACAGUCAAACUCAUACAGUAAUAAUUUGUUUUCUGGUUGUGAAAGGCUGCAGUGCAUGCUCAGUUUGAUCACUAGUAUUCAAUAUUCAAGAACUAGUGUUGUCACUAUCACAUAUAUUAACAAAUGAGAUGUUAUGUAAAAGCUUUACAGAAAAUUCUCAGUUUUGAACAAAGAUUUUAAUGAAUAAUGAAAACACAAAGGGAAAAAAAGCAACCAAAAGUUUGACUGCGCUCAAUUAUACUGAUAAUAUGACAAUAAAUAAUGCUCUCUACAAUAAAGAAAAGCAUGCAAGACACAGAAACUGCUCAAUUCUGCUGAAUUAAAUGUUUGUGUUUGCAUAAAAAUAAGCAUUACUCAGUUCAAAGCUUGUAGACAGCAUCACUAGCUGCAUGUACAUGGACCCUAAUAAUGUAAUCUGUUUGAAUAUAAUGAUUAUAAUGCCUUCUAUUUGCCACACCGUUCACGUCAGGUAGAGCUGCUAUAGCUCAGGAUCUGUGAAUGAUCAUAAUUCGUGCAUAUUCCCUUAUCCUGAUUCACUGAUUCUGAUGGCAAUAUAAAGAAUAUACUCCAAAAAUCUUUUGUGUUGCGGACCCCGUCUGAAUGAUGGCCGAAAAUUUACUGAUGAGUUUCAUGAUUUAUUAUUGUACAUUCGCAUUCAUUACUGCUGUAAUCAGCACUCGGUAGGCUAUAAUACCCGUCAAAAUAAGAGUCCCCUUUUUUGGAAUGCAGACCUUAUACAUAAUUACACCCACAGAAAUAUGUGCAAAAACAAAUUAGAAGAUUAAUCACAAUAAAGUUUGUUACAUUUUGUAAACAGGGUGUUUUAAUCACACAAACAGCACUUCAGCUCAAUUCGAACAAACGCCCAUUUCAGGGGUGCAAAAUGAGUCUGUUCCCGCCCCGAUAGUAAAGCAAAACGUGAUUGGUUGUAGCGAGAGCGUGCUGUGAUUGGUCACCGUAACGUGGCCGUUAUCUGAUUGGCUUGAGUAGUCGGUGGGUGGAGUCAACCUAUUUGUGGAUUUGUCUGAGGUCGUGACGCUAGAAUUGUUUCAGAAUCCACAAAUGCGCAGGAAGAGAUUCACAGAUGUACAGGUGGUGAUUCACAAAUAAAUGCAGGCAGAGUUGUGCUUGUGACAUAAAAACAGAUUUGUGAAUGUGUUUUUUUAUUAGCAAAUCUCAUUUUAUAUAUUUGUAAAUUUAAUAAUUUUUUGUGAAACUCCUAACAUAUAUUUGUGGAUCUCAUUCUAUUCAUUUGUGGAUCAUAAUCUAUCCCAGGAUAGCAUGGUGACAUUGAUACAAUGUUGAUGUUUUGAUCCAAACCAUCAUUUUGGUUGAGAUUGACAUUUCAAUGUUUAAUGUAUGUUGGAUCAACAUUGAAAUUUUGCACACAUUGGUGGAGACAGUGACAUUGAUCUAACAGUGAUUUGUAGUUGAAGACCACAAGAUUCUGCAGGUCUGUAUCUCUGCAGAACACAAGUGGGUGUUUCCCAAUCAAUCAGUGGGGCGUUUUCAAACCACAAUCUGCUUUUACCCGAUUUGCUCUAAUCCACUGGGUGUUGGUUUAGGGUGGGCCUUCAUAAUUUUAGCAAGUAUGUUGAAAAAUGGUUGAAAAACAUCCAUUGUAGUUUGAAACUGGCCACUAAUUGCCCAUUUUGGUUUUGCAUGUGCACUUCUCAGUAGUUUAAUCAAUUCUUCCUCAUGAGAAAGAAAACACAGGUGUGUCCUAUACAUAUUUAUUAAGAUAUAUUUAUUUAUUAGUGACAUGAACGUGAGCAAGAAUAUCAUACUUUGCACAUAGCACAUGUAUUGCAUCUAUUACUCAAUGCUUGCAGAGCACCUUGACUGCUUUCCUUUAAUCGGUCUUUGUCAGGUGACGUCACACUCCUGAAAACCAAAGUGCAUUAUGGGUGUCGCCGCCAUUUGAGAGGUAUCCAAACAAUUUCUGUAUCAGUGCAGAGUUUUUUCUUCUUUGGCUUCUUUUCAUUGUAAAAAUGGCACACUAUUGUUGUGUGAAAAGCUGCAAUAAUAUGUCCCACGAUAGAAAAUGUCAAAAACUUUACUACGAGAUUAGAUUUAGUCAGUUUCCUACUUGAAAAAGGCUGUACGGAGAGUAUGUAGAGGCAAUAACAGGCGCCGGAUCGCAGCGGUGAGACGCAAAACAUCACUUUCGUCAAGAUAUCUCCAUUCAUGUAUGCUUGCUUUCUACAUUUUCACAAAAGUAAGUUAGAGAUUUCUGUUUUCUAAAGUAGCAUACGUUAUAGCAACGCGUUGUUUUGGAUUGUAUGUGCUAUGAUAGUCAAUUUAAACGGAAUCCCUUUACUUGAAUAUGUCUAAAUUUUUUUUAUUCUUAACUUUGCCAAGGCUUUUUACUUUUUUAUUUUAUAUACUUAAGGUACGACAUUUUUGCUCAGUAUCCAUAUACUGAUUCUAAUUUUCUGACUACUUUUUACAGCUGUGGUCUUAUGUUUAGCUAAAAACCUUUUAAUUUCAUUUCAUUGCAGAUCAGCCUGCUUAAUUAUGGAGACUGACCCCAACUGGACACCAUCCCUUCCUACAUUAAGGCCACAUCAGCAUUAAACACAGGCUGUGUCUCAAUCAGCUCCCUAGUUCAGUAGUUAGGGCACUGAUCAGGACGGUCUCAGUCACAAAAUUUGUGUACACAAUGUACUGAUUCAAGAGCUCAGAGCUGAUUGAGAUGCACACACAGACACUUAGUAAGGAAAAACAAUGCAGUCAGCUGACACCAUCAGGCUGGAGAAAGUGAUCAGCUUCACACUGAGAAGAUGCAGGAGGCUGGAGGAGAUGGUGAUCAUGUGCAGAACUAAACCGACUUGAUAUGUACAUGAUGUCUGAUGUUUGUUUUGGAGAGGAUGAUGUUAAUGUACUAUACGGGUCUGCCAAACCUGGGAACCUUUAUGGCGUUAUUACAAUUUUUUUUUUUUUUUUUGGUGCCUCUGAUUCCAGAUGCAACGAAUACAAAUACAAAUUUCAAAUGCUUCUGUGAACCUUAAUGUACCUCAGAUUUGGUCUGCCUGCGCAACACUUCUCAUGUUUCCCCUGAGACAGAACAUUCAAUGAAACUGUGUCAUAUCUAUAUGCAAACCUGAAGCUUUCAGUUGUAUGGGCAGACAGAGAUGAUUUGCACAGAAAUAUGUCUCCUCUAGCAGAGAUUACUGACUGUUUUGAGAUUUUCACAGAGAAACCAUCCAAUCUGACAGCGUGUGCUUGAAUCUUUUGUAGAAUUGUAGUGUAGAAAUGUGCUGAUGCUUUAUCCAGUCUUGCAUGAACAAUAAAGCAUGUAUAAUUACAUUUUUCAAAAUGUUUUAUCUUCUUGUUAUCAACAUUUCAACAGUCAAAUGAAGUAUGCAAACCAAAUUGUGUACACAGGGUGAUUUGUAGAUUUAUUUUAUGAGUUCACAGGUAUAUGCACUUAUAGCAUUAACAAGAUAAUUAAU